GCCCGACUCAAGAGGAUGGUGCGGCUGGCGGCCGAGCUGCUGCUGCUGCUGGGGCUGCUCCUGCUCACCUUGCACAUCACCGUGCUGCGCGGCGGCGGCGGAGAGCCGCAGGGUCCCGCGGGCGCCGCCAACCACAGCCAGCGGCAGAACACGCUCACUGCAGAUGACCAUUCUCCUGAAGACAGCUUUAGCCUGAACCCCGAGGACAGAAGAGAAUACCCCGAUCUCCAGGCUGCCCACCGGCCAUUCCCUAAGCAACGAUUCAGGCAGGAAAAUGGGCAUACAUCCUUACAGAGAGAUGGACCUAGAUCUUUCCUUUUGGAUCUCCCAAACUUCCCUGACCUGUCAAAAGCCGAUAUCAACGGGCAGAAUCCCAACAUUCAGGUUACCAUUGAAGUGGUGGAUGGCCCUGACACAGAAACUGACAAGGACCUUCAGAAAGAAAACAGCAAGCCUAGCUGGCCAGUCUCAUCACCUGACUGGAGAAAUUGGUGGCAGAGGUCCUCCACCUUGACUCGCAUGAGCAGUGGUGACCAGGACUACAAGUAUGACAGCACUACUGAGGACAGCAACUUCCUGAACCCUCUCGGUGGGUGGGAUGGUCAUGCACCCAGUCACCGGACAUUUGAGUCCAAGGAGCAGUCAGAGUAUGACUACAUUGAUGGUGAUGGAGACUGGAGCCCGUGGUCCCUUUGUAGCGUCACCUGUGGGAGCGGCAGUCAGAAGCGGACGAGGUCCUGUGGGUAUGCCUGCACUGCCACCGAGUCACGGACCUGCGACAGGCCAAAUUGCCCAGGGAUUGAAGAUACCUUCCGAACAGCAGCCACAGAAGUGAGCUUACUGGCUGGGAGUGAAGACUUCAAUGCCACCAAACUGUUUGAAGUGGAUACUGAUAGCUGUGAAAGAUGGAUGAGCUGCAAAAGUGAGUUCUUGAAGAAAUACAUGCACAAAGUGGUCAAUGAUCUUCCCAGCUGCCCCUGCUCUUACCCCAGAGAAGUUGCUUACAGCACUGCUGACAUCUAUGAUCGGAUUAAGAGGAAAAACUUUCGCUGGAAAGAUGCAAGUGGUCCAAAGGAAAAACUGGAGAUCUAUAAGCCCACUGCACGGUACUGCAUCCGCUCCAUGCUCUCUUUGGAGAGCACAACACUAGCAGCUCAGCACUGCUGUUAUGAUGAUAACAUGCAGCUGAUUACCAGAGGGAAAGGGGCAGGUACACCAAACCUGAUCAGCAUUGAAUUUUCAGCAGAACUCCAUUACAAAGUGGACAUUCUACCCUGGAUUAUAUGCAAGGGUGACUGGAGCCGGUACAAUGAAGCACGACCUCCAAACAACGGGCAGAAGUGCACAGAAAACCCUACAGAUGAAGACUAUUACAAGCAAUUUCAAGAAGCAAGGGAAUACUGAAGAGGUUUUCCUCCUCUUCAGACAGAAAAUAGCAUUCAUUUCCUGGAUGCCAAAGAACUGAUAACUGCUGCUGCACUAUCUCCUUGACAGGCGCUGAUCAGUUUCUUUAUAAUGAAUGUGUAUAGUUGUAAUAUAAUACAUAACUAUUUUCAUAGUGUGUGUAAUUUAUAAGCACAUAUCUCUCUCUCUCACACACACCUAUUUUUACAUAUGGACAUACAUAAAAUUUGUCCCAGUAAGAUUUUAUUCUACAAUAACAUUCAUUUCAUAAUGUG
This is a messenger RNA of Lagopus leucura (white-tailed ptarmigan), 1679 nucleotides long. RefSeq names its product isthmin 1 (gene ISM1). NCBI's taxonomy places the organism in Eukaryota, Metazoa, Chordata, Aves, Galliformes, Phasianidae. Gene Ontology annotation, biological process: negative regulation of angiogenesis. Bases 16 to 1404 code for a protein of 462 amino acids. The record is from RefSeq and is a predicted model, not a curated record. The transcript is spliced from 6 exons.